Molecule: messenger RNA, 906 nt
Organism: Magallana angulata
Lineage: Eukaryota; Metazoa; Mollusca; Bivalvia; Ostreida; Ostreidae
Exons: 3
Coding region: 169-636 (155 amino acids)
Biological process (GO): signal transduction
Source: RefSeq, a predicted model, not a curated record
UACCAUAUGAGGAUGUUUUAAAUGAAAAAAAUAUGAUUCAGGGCUCAAAUUUAAACUGCAUAAUUUAUAUGUUUAGAUAUUGAAUCACAAGGCAUUCAAAUUUUUUCAAUUGGUCGCCAUAUCAUUAGCUGCUUAUUGCUACAGGUACACCUAUUCAGGAUACGCAGUAUGAUGUCGGGAACAGGAAGCUCCAACACGCCCGAUGUGAUGAUAAGCUACAACUUAGGAAGCAAAGAAGCUGCUUUAAAAAUACGGGACAAUCUGCAACAAAAUGGUAUAACUUGUUGGAUAGACGUAGACGUAGAAGCAGACAGUUAUAUGGCGGGGUCACUCCAGGAAGCAAUAGCCGCAGCUAUAGAGAACUGUACAGUAUUUUUGACGUGUUAUUCUGAGAAGUACUCGCAAAGCAAACUUUGCGAAAAAGAAGCCGAGUAUGCCAAUUCGAGGAAGAAGACAAUUAUCUCGUGUAAUCUGGAGGCAGACUUUGACCCCAGCGGAACGUUAAAUACCAUUAUUGGUAGCAAACUUCUCUUCAAUUUUUCUGGAAAGUAUCCGUUUGAAAAACAAAUGGAAAAAUUGAUACGUGAGAUCCGAUUACAUCUGAAGGACAAUGACAAUCAGGCAAGGAUGCUUUGACCAAGUAUACUGACAUGAUUAAAAACGAUCUUAUCAGUAAUUAAAGUAGGUCAUGCAAUUUCUAUGGAAACAUCCAUUCUUAUCUUUCUUUUAAUAACACCUGUAAAUUUGCCAUUCAUUUUUGCAUUUAAUGUAAAUUUAAUUUACCUUGUGAACUAGUGCCAAAAAACAGAUUCAAGGCUUUUUGUUUGAUGAUGUUAAUGGUUUUUAAUGUGAUAGAAAUAGAAUAUAUAUUAAAGAAAAAAACCCACGCUUUAUAUUCUUUGUUUU